Messenger RNA from Owenia fusiformis, 1446 nucleotides. The record is from the annotation of a GenBank genome assembly. Lineage: Eukaryota; Metazoa; Annelida; Polychaeta; Sabellida; Oweniidae.
CUUGCAGGAAACUUGGAGAAGCUAAACAGAAACAUGUCUUUGCCCAACAUUAGAAGAUGCAUCUUGAAUGGAAUAAAAUCAUUCCAGCAAAUUGGAACAUUGUCGAAUGCACAGUUUAGGAAUAGAAAAACACUUUAUUGUUAUGCAUCAAUGACGAGAAGUCCAAAUAAACAUUUUUCUAGGACAUUAAUCACUGUAUGUAUCAGAAACGACAUCAUGAAUAGAGUUACCCUGACAUCAAUAUUACGGAAUAAAGGGCCACAGACUUUAACUUCAAUGAGAUUAUACACAGUGAAUGAAAAUGCAGAAAGCGACGUGAAAAUCCGAGGAAUACAAAAAACAAUAUCACCAUUGACAACCAAACGUCCAGGAAGGAGAAAAAAGAAGGAUGAUGUUCCACUUGAACAAAAGGAGAGUGCUAUGAAUGCAGUAGCCUAUGCAACUGGGGAGGAGUAUUACUUAGACAAACUUAUACCUGCACUCAGGACGCAGGGGCUGUAUGAAAUACAGGAGCUGCCUUCCGAUAUCAAAGCUGAUGCACUGCACCUUACAGCAAAGUAUCACAUAGAUGAGAGAGAUGAAAUGAAGAGAGAGGUGUUCCUUUUCAGGGAAGGUUCAGUUGUCUGUUGGAAUUUGCCAGUAGAAGAGAGAAAUAAUCUUCUGACUUUCUUGAUGCCAUAUUCUGAAUGUGCCUAUGACUUGAACCUGGUGAAGCAUGAGAAAGAACAGCUUGAGUGUCAUUUCCAUGAGUCCAGCACAAGAUUAGUGUCAGGUGACAUCUAUCUGAAGUCAGGAGAAGAGAAUAAAGUCCAGAGGAACUUAGAGAAAUAUGCAUUCUCAAAUGCAUUAGGGCUGUCAGUGAAACUAGCCAUAUGGGAGGCCUCUCUAGAAAGAUACGUGGAUUCUAUAGAAUGGGUUACGGAGGCGAUGAGGCAGGGAAAAGAGGUGAACAUGUCAAGAAGUUUGGUGCUAAAGAAAUACGGAGAGGUGCUCUCAUUAAGACAUCUGAUCAACUUGAGCUCUGACUUACUGGACACUCCAGAUUUCUAUUGGGACAGAGAGGGACUUGAGAUGCUUUACCAACACAGCUGCGCCUACCUUAAUAUAAAGGGGCGAACCAGGGUGGUUAAUGAAAAGUUGAAUCACUGUUGUGAGUUAGCUGAACUUCUAAGCAGCCACUCAAAUGAUAAACAUCAUGUGAGACUUGAGUGGAUGAUCAUUGUGCUGAUCAUGGUUGAGGUUUUGUUUGAAAUUUUGCACUAUGUGGAAAGAUAUAUGGAUUCUCAACCAGCGCAAUCUGUGGAACAACCAACACAAUCCAUGGCACAACCAACACAAUCCAUGGCACAACCAACACAAUCCAUGGCACAACCGGUAUUGCAGUUAAAUCAAACAACAGAAUCAACACAAUUAAAUUCUAGGGACAAAAAUGAAGAGAGAACUUGA